Molecule: messenger RNA, 540 nt
Organism: Python bivittatus (Burmese python)
Lineage: Eukaryota; Metazoa; Chordata; Lepidosauria; Squamata; Pythonidae
Source: RefSeq, a predicted model, not a curated record
AUGUGUGAAUUCAGUCACUGCAUUGUGUUCAUGAUUUGGGGAUUCAGCUUACUGUUGGGUAGUUUAGCUUUAUCUUUAUUGUUGGAAAUGCUAGUGGAACAGCCAGUGAGUGUGGCUGGCUGGAAGUGCAAUACCAUCUACAAGGGGUUUGCACAGUGCCUGAUUAGCCUCGGAGACAGCAUGGCUCAAAAUGUUCAGAAGCAUCAGGAGGAUGACACCAUCCAGGAUCAAGAGGAGUUGGACACCAUCUGUAGGUCCUGGGAUGACUUCCACACCUGUGCCACUCAGGUUUUGUCCAACUGCCCUGAAGAGGCAGCCAACAUCUGGGAGUCCCUUCGGCAAGAGUCCCAAAAGAUCCAGUUCCGAGGCAACCUGCAUGACCUGUGCAGCUCACGGGCCCAGCUGGCUGGUGAUGGGAGGGCUUUACAUGUAGAUGAGACCAAUCAAGAGACCUUGCGGGGGGCAGCUUGCCUUCUCUGGCCCAGCCUCAUGGGUAGAUUGACUCUUGUGGCUCUUGUGGCUUUGGUACCCUUUGCUUAA